This is a messenger RNA of Lactuca virosa, 1179 nucleotides long. The record is from the annotation of a GenBank genome assembly. NCBI's taxonomy places the organism in Eukaryota, Viridiplantae, Streptophyta, Magnoliopsida, Asterales, Asteraceae.
CAUUUAACACACUUCUCAUUUCUCAAUAUCAAAUAGACAUACUUUGCACUAGAAAAUGGUGUUUUCUUCAUUUGAUAUUCUUAUGAAAUCUGUAUUAGUUAUGUUAUUUAUUGGAGUCGUUUCUGCUCAACUUUCACCCACUUUUUACUCGAGAUCUUGCCCGAAGCUUCUUCCAACGGUGAAAUCGGCUGUGCAAUCUGCUAUUUCAAAGGAAACCCGAAUGGGUGCUUCUCUCCUACGACUACACUUCCAUGAUUGCUUUGUGAACGGAUGUGACGGUUCAAUCCUUCUUGAUGAUACAUCCUCAUUUACCGGCGAAAAGAGGGCGGCUCCUAACUUUCGAUCAGCUAGAGGUUUCGAAGUUGUGGACAAUAUAAAAUCAGCUGUUGAAAAAGCAUGCCCUGGUGUGGUCUCCUGUGCUGAUAUACUAGCUAUUACUGCUAGAGAUUCUGUUGCAAUCCUUGGAGGACCUAGUUGGAAUGUGAAAUUGGGAAGACGCGAUUCAAGAACCGCAAGCCAAGCUGCAGCCAACAACAGCAUUCCUCCACCCACAUCAAGCCUAAGUCAGCUAAUCUCUUCCUUUAACGCGGCCGGUCUUUCGUCUAAGGACAUGGUGGCUCUUUCAGGUUCCCACACAAUCGGGCAAGCAAGGUGCACCAAUUUCCGAGCCCGGAUUUACAACGAAACCAACAAUUUGGAUGCGUCAUUUGCCACAUCAAGGCGGAGCAACUGCCCAAGAGCCACCGGCUCCGGCGACGACAAUUUGGCACCACUUGAUAUCCAAUCUCCGACGUCCUUCAACAACGACUACUACAAGAACUUAAUUAACCAAAAGGGUCUGCUCCACUCCGAUCAACAGCUCUUCAACGGUGGCUCCGCCGAUUCUACCGUCAGACAAUACAGCAGCAACCCCAGUCUAUUCAGCUCCGAUUUUGCUGCCGCCAUGAUCAAGAUGGGUGAUAAUAAACCGCUUACUGGAUCCAGUGGAGAGAUCAGGAAGAACUGCAGGAGGACCAAUUAAGGAUUUCAAUCAAGUUCGGUGUUUUUUUAUAUGUAAAAGUGUUUCAAGUGUUGUUCCAGUCUUCUUCAUCAUUCUACUUUUGAUUGUCUAAAAAUAUGUAUUUUCCGGUUUUUUAAAGUAAUAUUUACAUACCUUUUUUUGAGUGUGUUUGGAUGAGC